AUGUCAAGCCCCGACGCCAGCAACCUGGUGCAGCGCCUCGCCGACGAAUCGAGCAUUCGGGACCUGGUCGCCCGCUUCGCCAACGCGUGCAGCCCGCCGGACUCGGCCGCGUUCGCGCAGCUCUGGAUCCCCGACACCUCCGGGACUGCCGUAUGGACGUUGAGCGAGCCGUUCGCCAUGUCCGAGUCGGGCGUGUCGCCCAUCGUCGAUAUGCUGGAGAAGCUGCUGGCGCCGUGGGAUUUCUUCGUGCAGCUGGUCCAUUCCGGCGUGGUUGAGUUCCAAGACAGCACCCAUGCAACGGGCCGCUUCAUCAUGCGCGAGGUGGCCAAGGGCCCUAACGAGACGUACUACAACAACUUUGCAAUCUACAAGGACCGGUACGCAAAGGUGGAGGGCAAGUGGUACUUUGCACGCCGCGACUAUAAGUACAUGUUCCUCGACUCGGGCUCGUUUGGCGGCAAUGUUUGCCCGCCCAUCGAGGAUUGGUUUGGGGGAAGUGGGAAAUGA
Messenger RNA from Fonsecaea multimorphosa CBS 102226, 507 nucleotides. RefSeq lists its product as uncharacterized. The record is from RefSeq and is a predicted model, not a curated record. The coding region runs from base 1 to 507 and encodes 168 amino acids. The transcript has a single exon. NCBI's taxonomy places the organism in Eukaryota, Fungi, Ascomycota, Eurotiomycetes, Chaetothyriales, Herpotrichiellaceae.